Acanthochromis polyacanthus (spiny chromis) is the source of this 1659-nucleotide messenger RNA. RefSeq lists its product as uncharacterized. Lineage: Eukaryota; Metazoa; Chordata; Actinopteri; Pomacentridae. Bases 238 to 1101 code for a protein of 287 amino acids. Gene Ontology annotation, molecular function: protein binding. The transcript has a single exon. The record is from RefSeq and is a predicted model, not a curated record.
UGCGCAUGCGUGCUGGCUCCGUACUGCAGAGCCUCCGCAGCUGUCAGAGCGUCCAGGAAUGCGCCCUCGUCACUUCAACUUUGCGGAGGCAGCUGCAACCUGCUCUCCGUUUCGAGUUUUGUAAGUAAACAUAAUGUCUCCACGCUCCGUCCAUUAAACUCAACAGCCCCAGAGGACAUAAUGUCUCUGAGACGCCCUCUAAAAGCCCGUUGAGGACACUAGUUAGCCCCGGUAGCCAUGGCGUCUUUGACGGUCACCUCGGCGGCUCGGAGCGUCGAGAAGCACCGCAAGUCCUUCUCGCUGCUCUACUACCGGGCUGUGCGGGACCUGAAGCCGGUGUGGAUGCUGGAGGACAUGCGGACUAUGGAGACGUUUUACCAAGAGGAGGACUGCAGCCAGAGGAUUUAUACUCCGUCCGAAGCGCUGCUCUACGCCAUCGUCCACGACCACCAGCCGUACGCGCAGUACCUCCUGAGCAGAUACACCGACGAGGCGCUAGCCAAGCCCGGGGAGCGCUUCUGCUGCUGCCCGUCCACGGCGCCGCACCUCACCAUGGCUGUCCGCUACGACAGGCGACACAUUCUGGGCCUUAUAUUGCAGGAGACUCGCCGGACACCCAGCGGGACCUCCUACACCGGUUAUCUCCACACGGAAGGCGGCAGGACCCCUCUACACCUGGCCUGCGAGCUCCAGCGGCCCGAGGCGGUGGUCAUGCUACUGGGGAGCGGAGCCUCGCCGCUCGCCCGGGAUCACGACGGCUUGACCCCGCUGGACGUCAUCCUGGAGAAACUCAGGGAGUCCGAGGCGGCGAGCGGCGGGGAGAGGAGGCAGUGCUUGGACAACCUGCUCAUGUUCAUGCCCAAAGUUCAUUUCAAAAUGAAGGCAGCUCUGGGGAAAGAGCCGGAGCGGUGGAGCAAGGUGCUGGGCGAGGAGACCUACAAGUACCUGGCUGGAAGGAGCCCGGCGCCGCUGCUGCUCACCGCCAUGCAGACCGUCCUGCAGCAGCUCAGCCCGGCCACCUUCCCGGACAGCCUGCAUGAGCUGCCCAUCCCCUCCUCCCUCAAGCCGCCGGGGCUUCCUGUGAGACAGAAGGCGGUGUAGCAUCCGUAAGACGUGAUGCAUGCUCCCUGUAUGAUCAAUCCUGUAUUUUAGCAUGACAUGUAUGUGUGCGUGUGUGUAUGCGCGUGUGUUUGAAAAGCCUGUACGGCUAUAAAGCGGUAACACUUCAUGAUAGGGCUGCACAAAUAAACUCUGCAACAGUCAGGGAACAGCAUGUGUGUAUCUGAUCUAAUGAUGAUGGUUAAUUAACAGGGAGGUUGGUUGCAUCCUGCAGUGGACAGACUAGGGAAUAAACAGCCAUAUUCUAAGUUUUAACACUAAUUCAGCCAUCAGUAGUCAGUUUAUUUGUCUAACCUCAUUCUAAAGUGUUACCUAGUAGUGUUACUGCUAUUAAAACCACUGUAUCAUAUCAGAGGAGUAGACCAGCACUGAUGAUAGUCUAUAUGAGCUGUGUUACUGAUUUAUUUUAUUUAUUUGGAUUAUAUUUAACAGCAGUGACGAAGGACGUGAUCUCAUAGAUCGUUUGACAACAGUCAGGUGACUGGAAGUAUCUCUGGAUGACUGAUUAUUUUUAAAUAAAUAGGAAUCCAAGUGAUGGUA